This is a messenger RNA of Parnassius apollo (apollo), 2391 nucleotides long. NCBI's taxonomy places the organism in Eukaryota, Metazoa, Arthropoda, Insecta, Lepidoptera, Papilionidae. The record is from the annotation of a GenBank genome assembly.
AUGGGUGAUACCCAAAAAAAUGCUACACAAUCUGCAGACCAUAAGAAUGUCCUUCCGGACGUCGUACAUUCUCAACAGAUCCCCACUAUGGAAACGGUUGUAGACUAUGAAACUGAAUCUUUUCUCGAUACUGGCCAGAGUACAGAAGGCGCGAAAUCUCAAGAUGUCGAGGAUAAGACCGAAUCAAUUUCAGAACAUGUUCCUUCCAAAAUUGAUUACUCGAUAUCAGAGUCUGAAAAUGUUUUACUUCCACAUUCUUCACACAAUUUUGUAAAUGUUGAUGGUAGUAAAGAGAAAGUGUCUGAUAUUAGUUCAAAUAUACUUCCCACUCACUCUACAGUUAGUGAAAAUUUUGAUCAGGACCCUUCCAAGCACUCUUGGAAUCUAGAUAUUGGUAAGAAUGUUAACCUUAGUAAAGAGAGUCCAAUUAAUUUGGCUCUUUCUUCAGAUUCAAAAGAUACUCAUCAUGAUGAAAAGUCCUUAUCUAUUCAAUCAAGUGAAUAUGAAAGGGAGAAACCGGAAGAAAGUGAUAGAAAUCAAUCUGACCAAUUCCUUCAUGCACAGGAUGAGAACAAUAAACAAGAAGAGGAAAACAAGAAACUUGAUAGUCCAAAAGACUCCCUGCAUAGUGAAUAUCUCGAUUCUUUGAAUGGUGAUAGCAGCAACUGUUCUCAUUUAAUUGAUGACAAAGAUAAUUACUCAGAGAAGUCAAAUAAUUGUGUUGAAAAAGGUGAGGAAUCUCCUAGUAAAUGUCGUUCUGGGUCUGAGGAGAUUAUAAAACUGGACAUCAGGGGUCAUGGUGUGCCAAAAUUUCCUAUACAAGCUUCCAAAAUAAUUUUUGGGGCUCCUCCAGGCAGUACUGUUGUAGAUACCAAUAUAGAGACGAUACCCACAUUUCAUAAUUUAUUGUCACCAUUUCUUGUUGGUACUAGUGAAGGUGUUAGAGUUGAGGAGAUAUUUGAUGAAAUUGAUCAGAAAUGUGAGCUACCAUCACCUGACAAGUCACCAGUAGAGAGUUUGUCUAGUGAUAAAACAGAGAAGGAUUUAUUGGUUGAAGAAAUGACUAUUGAAAAUACAAAGGAGAAAGAAAAGAGUGAAGAUACAUCACCUGUACAGCCUAAAUCAAUGCCUGCAGAGGAUACAAUAUCUUUCAGUACAUUGACUACAGAUUAUAAAACAAUUUGUGAAGAAUACCAAGCAAAGCUUGUGCACUUCGAAGAUGCGAUCACGCGGCGUGACGAACUAAUCGAAGAACUGACCGUCUCAUUACAGCGAUCUAUUCAAGAACGGGACCUGCUCAGAGUUGAUAAUGACCAUCUCACGAGAGAACUACAAAACCUACAGCACGUUAUUGGCGAGAGACCACAAUCAGAGCAAGAUACAAUCCAAGCUCAAUUGUCCGAUUACAUGAAAUAUCAGAGCAUGCUAAAAGACGACAGUACUAAAUUCUAUUCAGCCAUUAUGAGCGGUACGAAUUCCUUGCAAAGCUCAAAUGGGGAAAAAGACAUUGAUCGGGAAGAAAUUAUGGUUAAUUGUUCCAAAUCUGACCUAAGAUCUUCAGAAACUGACGAAUUUGAAAACGGUUUCGAGACAAAAGUCGUAACAUUAUUAAAUAAAUUUGAAGAGUAUAUUGAGGAAAAUUUAAGAAAUAAGUUACGCGAAAGUAUUAUACAGGUACUUUGUGACGAAAUUGGUAAAAUGCGAAUAGAUUUUGACACUGAAAUAAAAGAAUUGGAGGCUCAACUCCAACAGGAUAAACAAGCAUUCUCUAUAGAAACCAGACGUUUGAGGGAGCUGCUGUCAUCCGUUAAGGCGGGAAACGCUGACAUUGACUUAUUAAGAGAAGAGCUCAGCAUUAAACAUGAAAAAGAGAUGGAGAACCUUCGGACAUAUUUUGAAAAAAAGUGCUCCGACUUAGAGCGCAGCUAUUCGGAGGAGGUGUGGCGCGGGCGUGCGUGCGUUUCCCCCGCUGUCUCCCUGCAGUCGGAGUGCGCGGACGCGGCCGGCGACUGCAGACGACGCACGCGCAGUGCUGACCUACCCUCGCUUACUCAAGACUCUACUCCAAUGGAACAAAUGUUGAAACAAGCGCAUAAGAAUUUCGAGCGGCAAAUCGAAGAUCUGAAAAGUGAACAUUUAGCUUAUGUGAAUGAGCUGCAAACGAGGCAUAGAGAAGUUGUCGUUUCUUUAGAAGAACAAGUUAUUCAACUGAAAGCUCACAUCCAGACAGCUGAGAAUACAGAGAGCAAUGUGUCGAUAUACCAGCAGGACAUUGAUUUGGAGCUGGAGAAGUCCGAGGUAGAGACCAGGCUGGAACAGGUUCGCCAAGAAGUUCUGCAGCAAGUGCAAGAGCAGAUUAAGGUAUCAUCUAAAAAGUCCGAUACUGAGUAA